GGAUAGGCCAAAAAUAUGGGGCCGAGGCAUGGUGCGGCUGGGAAGGCUUACCUAAUCCAUUUCACCGCUUUCAUUUUGCCGCGGUCGGUGUGCACGUCUCCCAAUGACACCCUGUCGACCACUCCCACCGCUUCUAGAGGCUGGAGACGCCUAGGAACCUCGCGGCCGCAGAGCGCUGGGAAAGAUGAACGACGGUACGCGAACGAUGCGACAACUCAGGUCCCGAUCUCGAUCACGACGCCUUGAGAAGCCAACAGGGUGCGAAUUUGCCCAAGCCAUCCCGUCCUCCCCAGGCCCGCUGUACCUGCGGCUCGGCAUGGCGCAGCUCAGGUCGGGGACGCCAUCGUGGCCAGGGGGCCGGACGAGGACGGCAACCCAUCCUCGCCUACAUGGCAUGCAGACUUUGGGAGGACGGUGGCUCGGCCACAAGGACCAGCAACUCGAUCCGCUUGUGCCCGCCAUCAGGCGUACACGUCGUCUUAGUAUGCUUCUCCGGGGCGGCGGCUACAUUUGGCAACGAGAGGUGCAAUAUGGAGGAUCGUCUGGGAGCCAGGAACAGGUGGACAGAGCCAUCUGUCGGCUCAAAAAGGUCUCAUUUGUCGACAGAGGGGUUCGCCAGGAUUUAAGGGCCUUGGCGGAUUGUGAUGGCUUACUCAACACUGAGUCCAACUGCUGCAGGCUCGCGAACAGAAAAGGACAGCCCUCGGAACUGGAAUGGCGGGAUGCCACGGGUCACGACUUGUAAUUGUAAAUGCGUGGACAGCGAUACUCGAGAGCCUCGACCAGAACCUGGCAAAAGUGGCGUAGCAUCUGAGUAGUUUAGAGAGUUCACUUUGGAAUUGAAACUGGACCAGGAUGAGGCGUUUGUGUGACAG
This is a messenger RNA of Ilyonectria robusta, 875 nucleotides long. RefSeq lists its product as uncharacterized. Lineage: Eukaryota; Fungi; Ascomycota; Sordariomycetes; Hypocreales; Nectriaceae. The transcript is spliced from 2 exons. Bases 185 to 745 code for a protein of 186 amino acids. The record is from RefSeq and is a predicted model, not a curated record.